Messenger RNA from Apodemus sylvaticus (European woodmouse), 2851 nucleotides. RefSeq names its product balbiani ring protein 3-like. NCBI's taxonomy places the organism in Eukaryota, Metazoa, Chordata, Mammalia, Rodentia, Muridae. The transcript is spliced from 2 exons. The record is from RefSeq and is a predicted model, not a curated record. Bases 934 to 1917 code for a protein of 327 amino acids.
GGAUGGCUCUGCUGAGAAUAGGGGCUGGAACAUUUGUUAUUUGUGUGUGUGUGUGUGUGUGUGUGAGAAGAUCAGAGGGCAGCUUGCUGGAAUUGGUUCUUGCCUUUUCUCAUGUGUGUCCUGGAGGUUGAUCUCAGGUCAUCGGGUUGACAGCAAUCACCUUUAUGCCUGCUGAGCCCUCUAGCUGGCCCUUUGGUACUUUAUCUUGUACUGCUGGCUGCCGAGGCUGUCAGAGACCUCUGCAGAGGAAGCCUCCCAAGCUGCUGUCAAGAAGACAGGGGUGCCACCAUCAUCGCUGUCCCGCCCCCAGCAGCUCCUCUAGGUUGUGGGUAGCUGUAAGCAUGUGAAAACCAUCUGUCCAUGCUCAGCUCCAGGACCUGGCAGAGAGAGCUUUGUUGGCGAAAGGACUGAGUAGAUGGGAUUCACCGGUGAGGCCGCCACACCUUUGGAAAACCGGAGGUAGCGGUCACGGGCGAGUGCACAUGUCACCUAGCGUUCAGGAGUAUAAGGCUGGCCUCAGCUGUGUAAGACCCUGUCUCCAAGAAAACCUAAAUAAAAUAAAGAGAAGGAGACACCACAGGGUGCGGGACCAUGGCGGUCCAGCUGUGUGGCAGGCACAGAGGCGGGCGAGGACAGGGACAGAGCCAGCAGCUGCUCCCAGGUGCGACACACAGAACAGGCAGAAGAUGCCCGCCCGGGGUGUCGCUGGCGGACAGCGUUCCUGUCAGUUCCCACCGUGGCACUUUCUGUUGGCUCUGGGUCUAUCGCCAGGUUGGCCUCAGGAUCCUGUGAGAGGUGACAGGUGUGAGCCAUGCUCCAGGCUCUCUCACAGACACUGUGUGUGUGUGUGUGUGUGUGUGUGUGUAUGUGUGUGCAUGCAGGCAUGGACAGAGCGGGACAGCAGGAUGUGUGUGUGUGUGUGUGUGUGUGUACAUGCAGGCAUGGACAGAGCGGGACAGCAGGAUGUGUGUGUGUGUGUGUGUGUGUGUGUGUGCAUGCAGGCAUGGACAGAGCGGGACAGCAGGAUGUGUGUGUGUGUGUGUGUGUGUGUGUACAUGCAGGCAUGGACAGAGCGGGACAGCAGGUUGUGUGUGUGUGUGUGUGUGUGUGCAUGCAGGCAUGGACAGAGCGGGACAGCAGGUUGUGUGUGUGUGUGUGUGUGUGUGCAUGCAGGCAUGGACAGAGCGGGACAGCAGGUUGUGUGUGUGUGUGUGUGUGUGUGCAUGCAGGCAUGGACAGAGCGGGACAGCAGGAUGUGUGUGUGUGUGUGUGUGCAUGCAGGCAUGGACAGAGCGGGACAGCAGGUUGUGUGUGUGUGUGUGUGUACAUGCAGGCAUGGACAGAGCGGGACAGCAGGUUGUGUGUGUGUGUGUGUGUGUGUGCAUGCAGGCAUGGACAGAGCGGGACAGCAGGUUGUGUGUGUGUGUGUGUGUGUGUGUGCAUGCAGGCAUGGACAGAGCGGGACAGCAGGUUGUGUGUGUGUGUGUGUGUGUGUGUGUACAUGCAGGCAUGGACAGAGUGGGACAGCAGGUUGUGUGUGUGUGUGUGUGUGUGUGUGUGCAUGCAGGCAUGGACAGAGCGGGACAGCAGGUUGUGUGUGUGUGUGUGUGUGUGUGUGUGUGUGUGUACAUGCAGGCAUGGACAGAGCGGGACAGCAGGUUGUGUGUGUGUGUGUGUGUACAUGUUAGCGUGGGCAGAGCAGGACAGCAGGUUGUGUGUGUGUGUGUGUGUGUGUGUGUGUGCAUGCAGGCAUGGACAGAGCAGGACAGCAGGUUGUGUGUGUGUGUGUGUGUGCAUGCAGGCAUGGACAGAGUGAGACAGCAGGUGGUGUAUGUGUGUGUGUAUGUGAGUGUGUGUGAGUGUGUGUGUGUACAUGUGAGCGUGGGCAGAGCAGGACAGCAGGUAGUGUGUGUGUGAGUGUGUGUGUGUGUACAUGUGAGCAUGGGCAGAGCAGGACAGCAGGUGGUGUGUGUGUGUAUGUGAGUGUGUGUGUGUGAGUGUGUGUGUGUACAUGUGAGCAUGGGCAGAGCAGGACAGCAGGUGGUGUGUGUGUGUGUACAUGCAGGCAUGGACAGAGCGGGACAGCAGGUAGUGUGUGUGUGUGUGUGUGUGUACAUGUGAGCAUGGGCAGAGCAGGACAGCAGGUGGUGUGUGUGUGUGUGUACAGUUUAAAAAGGUGUGGGCAGAACAGGACAGCAGGUGGGGUGUGGGGUAUCCAUGUGAUGUGUGUGGGGUGAGCAUGUGUACAUGCGGGUGUGGGCAGAGCGGGACAGCAGGUGGUGUGUGUAUACAUGUGUGUGUACAUGUGAGCAUGUGUACAUGCAGGCGUGGGCAGAGCGGGACAGCAGGUGGUGUGUGUAUACAUGUGUGUGUACACGUGAGCAUGUGUACAUGCAGGCGUGGGCAGAGUGGGACAGCAGGUGGUGUGUGUAUACAUGUGUAUGUACACGUGAGCAUGUGUACAUGCGGGUGUGGGCAGAGCGGGACAGCAGGUGGUGUGUGUAUACAUGUGUGUGUACAUGUGAGCAUGUGUACAUGCAGGCGUGGGCAGAGCGGGACAGCAGAUGGUGUGUGUAUACAUGUGUGUGUACACGUGAGCAUGUGUACAUGCGGGUGUGGGCAGAGUGGGACUCAGGUGUCCUGCUCUGUCACCUCCAUCUUAUUCUGUUUACUCUGGGCCUUGUUGGUCCUGGCCCCGGUGCUGCUGGGCAGUGAGCCGCAGCUGUCCUCUCACCCCCUGUGCUUGAGGCGAUGGCGACGUGUGAGCACACCCAGGUCUUAUGUGGGUGGUGGAGAUUCACCUCAGGUCCUCGUGCUGGCCAUCGUCCAGGCCACGGUGUGCAGACAGGGC